GGAAUUCACGUUGCCGGAGAUAAUGAUCUCGUGAUAAGGACGCUGAAUACUCGUACUCCUCCCCAGGCUGCUCGGCUAUGGGGUUGGUUUCUGAAAUGCAGACACAUGGCUGACAAGGUCCGAGUUGGGUCAUGGAUGCAAACCUCCAAAGCGGCAAACCAGGGUUCGUGUAGUCUGGCAACUGCGGCGGUGGAGUCUGGGCAGACGCUGGAAUCAACACCAGAGUACCUCAACUUGGCAUUCCCCAGAAUGCCGCAGCUUCUGCAAGAAGGCCUCGUGGAAUGGUCUAAUAGAAGGGGAGACGCGCAGGUUCUGCUGGUAGACCCCGAAGAACAGCAAACGAAGACGUAA
This is a messenger RNA of Phytophthora sojae, 351 nucleotides long. RefSeq lists its product as hypothetical. The record is from RefSeq and is a predicted model, not a curated record. The annotation marks the transcript as partial. The transcript has a single exon. Lineage: Eukaryota; Oomycota; Peronosporomycetes; Peronosporales; Peronosporaceae.